GCCUCGCCUCGAUCUGGCCGGACAGUGGAAACACUUCUCAACAGAACAAAAGCGGCCGCGGACCAAGCAGCGAUCGCGACCGAACGCCAGCUCGCAGUUGGGAAUAAAAGACGCCUAAGCGAGGGGGCGAGCGAGACCAAGUCUGACGAAAGGGCGACAAACUUGGUCGCCGUCGCAUCUUGCCUUCCUUGGCCGUUAAUCCGACGAGGUGCUCGGUGAAAUAAACCAAGGGUCAAGCCGCCAGACGGACGGGCAUUGUGUCCACAGUCUUCUUCCAAACUUCGCCCAUUUAGAGCCGCCUCUCACGAAACGGAAACUGGGGCUUUUCUUCUCGUUGUCUUUUCGCUCGCACGGAACCCCGGGACGAGGGAUUCUUUUUGUGUUCUCAAGCUUCUGCUCUGCUGUUUGCCUUCGCGAAGGGGCUCUACUUGUCUUUGGAGACUUGAAGUGGAACAAAGCCCAACAAGAAAAGGGUGAAACGCCCUACUUAUAAGGCCCAGAUGGCGACCUAUGACGAACAAAAUGGCAGAGUGGGACCACAUGCGGCCAAGUUCCUGGACAGCAGAAUGACGAAGACUCUUUGUAAAGUAAAGCAAGAAGAUGAACAGGCUGCAAAAGAAUUUCAUCUUCCUCCCAGUUCACCCGAAAGCAACCCAGGCUCUGCGUCCAGUUUCACCACCAAUCACAAUUCUGUGGUGUGCUUGCCCCUUGUGUCAGAAGAACUCAAAUUGGUGUGGACGCAUUCUGAUCAGACCCGCGAACUUGACUCCAUUCCGGAGCUCGUCCAAGCUUUUAACUUGUUUCCGUACCCAUCGUCACUUGAGGUCAACACCCUAGCCCGGGCUUGCUCUUUGCCCUUGGACAAAGUUAAGGUUUGGUUUAUGGUGCAGAGAAUUAAAUAUGGGAUCAGUUGGUCGUCAGAGGAGAUAGAGGAGACGCGACGGAAACUAUCGGUGCCAUAUUCUUUUGACGACUCCAGUGAAACAAGCGAGGAAGCCAAAGUCAUUGAGGAUAAAGAUCCCGAAGCGGAGCCCGUUUUCCCAAGUGUGACUCCCAAGAAGAAGAAACCAAAAUGUGAAUCGCCGGAUUCUUACAAACCAACCAAAUCCACGUCCCCGUGUUUCAGUUCUACCUUACCGCCACCUCAGGAUUCCUACUUCUACCGCCCACCAAGUGACAUCCCAUCAAGUGCGAAUGCGGUGGCUCCUACCGCCGCCGAUGCUGCUGCUGAGGUCUCCUUAGACCUUUCGGGGUCCUCGCCACAACAACACCGCCACGGACGCUAUAAAAAGUCAAAAGCCCAGCUUGCUGCACUUCGCAAAAGCUUUUUGAGAGAGAACUGGCCCGCAGAGGUGGAGCUUAGGCGCUUGCAGGAAGAGACCGGUUUGAGCCGCAAUGACAUCCGAAAAUGGUUCAGCGACAGCCGUUACCAGCUUAGGGUCGGACGAGGAAGCCUGGCAGCAGCCCAGGGCUUUUCGACACUACUUCCAGCUGUAGGAGGUAAACACGAACAACAAAGCGAACCUCUUUCGCUCACGACUCAAAAGAGUCGUCUUUUUAAUCCGGCGGGGAAGGGCCAAGAGGGAGCCCGGAGCAACCUGAUCAGGAAUUCCCAUUUCUUUCAGACCUUCUUGUCUCACAGCCUCGAGGCUUUCGGGGAACGGGACCUUGAGGCAGAGGGCUACGAAGCAACGGAAGAUCUGUCUGGUGACGGGGACAGUCUCAAAGACGGGGAGCAAAGCGAAGAAGAACCGCUCCAGUUGGUCAAGCCCGGCAAGCUUGACCAACAGGCUCCCCCGCAGGACCCGCCCGACGCAUUCAAAUCCUCUCCCUGCUCCUCCCCCUCUGGAACGCCGCCACUUGCGGCGUCGCCAUACAAACAGCCCCCAAACAACAUCAGCACAUCAAAGAAGUCGCUCCACUCAGCCAGGGGCAAUAAUCUACACCUCUCAACGGCAUCGACUUCCCGGACAUCUGGUGGCAGACCGAGGAAGACCAAGGAGCAGUUGGCUUUACUCAAGCAGCACUUCCUCCGCUGCCAGUGGCCCAAGAGUGAAGACUACACGGAACUUGUUAAGGUUACAGGGUUACCCCGCGCUGAUGUGAUCCAAUGGUUUGGGGACACGCGUUACGCGGUCAAAAACGGCCAGCUGCGAUGGGUUAAAGGGGUCCGUGACAAAUUCUUGGCAGAGCUCGCCGCCCAGCAGGGUAAUGCCGUUUUUCCGAACGGUUCGGGAACAUCUCCCCGGGUCGGAGGUAGCCGCAAACGGAAAUCUCCGGUGAACGGAAUGAGUGCAGGUUCCCCAAAUGUGCAGCCAUUAGUAAACUAUUUCCUCUCAACGGGCUCACUCAACGAAAAAGACCUUGACAUAUUAUGCAAGAAGUCCAAAAUGAGUUACCAACAAGUGCGAGAUUGGUUUUCAGCUCAGGUUGUUGGGGAGAGUGACCGAGAACCCGUGGCUACGGGUUAAGGUGUUGCAUCAUACCGAAGGGUUCCACUUGACUGAGUACUGCUACUAGCGCCUCCACCAGCAAGCUUAGUUGUCACUUGGUAUCUCCGUUUUGCUUGACCUGAAGCAUGACGUUUAGUCUUCCGAGCACAAGCCCAAAUCAACGUUUGAGGCCUGGAUAGUUACUUCGUUUUCUGCUUAUCCUAAUAUAUUUGAAACUGAACAAGUUUGCUGCCUGUGUUGCUGUAAAUAUAGGAAAGAAAAUUGUACACUGGGUUGCUCUAUUUUUUUUUCCUUAUUUGUUUAGCUAUAAAUGGCAGAAUAGCUCAUUGUAGCAGUAAUUUAAACCGGUGGUUCUUUUGGUACCCGAGUACAGUGGACGAGACGAGAUUUCUGUUGACUUUGCCACUGACGUUUUGUGUUCUCAUUCCUUUAUAACCCAUUAUUCCUUAUAAGGAAUGCACACUGGACAUUUCCCCCUUUAAUUUGACAUCUUGCACUUUGGAUUUGGAGCCUGCUGCCGUUAUGUUUAAAAAAAAAAAAAGUCCAAUUAGUUCAUGUACUAAACACUGUCUUGCUUUAACCUGCUGUUGUUUGUUAACUUAUACAAGGUUAGAUUAAAAAAAAAAGUUUCAAACA
Messenger RNA from Hippocampus comes (tiger tail seahorse), 3089 nucleotides. It is a transcript of the gene homeza, whose product is annotated as homeobox and leucine zipper encoding a. The transcript has 3 exons. Gene Ontology annotation, molecular function: DNA-binding transcription factor activity, RNA polymerase II-specific; DNA binding. Gene Ontology annotation, biological process: regulation of transcription by RNA polymerase II. The coding region runs from base 501 to 2471 and encodes 656 amino acids. The record is from RefSeq and is a predicted model, not a curated record. Gene Ontology annotation, cellular component: nucleus. NCBI's taxonomy places the organism in Eukaryota, Metazoa, Chordata, Actinopteri, Syngnathiformes, Syngnathidae.